Molecule: messenger RNA, 886 nt
Organism: Aedes albopictus (Asian tiger mosquito)
Lineage: Eukaryota; Metazoa; Arthropoda; Insecta; Diptera; Culicidae
Product: ribosomal RNA processing protein 36 homolog
Exons: 3
Coding region: 25-846 (273 amino acids)
Biological process (GO): maturation of SSU-rRNA from tricistronic rRNA transcript (SSU-rRNA, 5.8S rRNA, LSU-rRNA)
Cellular component (GO): nucleolus; 90S preribosome
Source: RefSeq, a predicted model, not a curated record
CUUCACCUCGGCUUAACUGGAAACAUGACAUCGUCAGAAGAGGAGCAUUCAAUGGAUGAGAUGAACAGCAGCCAAGAGAGUGAUUCUGAUAAUCCAUCGGAAUCGGAUGAAGCUGAGGACCCAAGUAACACCUCAACGGUACAGAUAGCAGAUGAAGACUUUCGGCAGAUGUCGUUCCAAGAUUUACUUCAAUUGAAACGCCGUCUCGGUUCAAAAGUUUACAAUGAAGCUGUCUUUGGAAAAACGCAAAAAGAGACUAAAGAAACUGCAUCAAGGGCGGCCAAAGAAAAGAGCAAGAACAAACGUGUUUUGAAGGAAGAAAGCGAUUCGGAUGGUCCACCAGAAGAACUAACUGCCAAACGGAAAGUGCCAGCUCUGGGAAUGGCAAGAAAUCGCCGUGAAGCCAAUCAAUCCCGUUUCAAGGACCCGCGAUUCGAUUCCAAACAAGGCUACUUCAGUGGUAGAAAGUUCCGCGAACAGUACGGCUUCAUAAAUGAUUUGCGAACCGAUGAGUUGAAAACACUUAAGAAACAACUAGAAGAAAGCGAAGAUCCAGAGGAAGUUCAACGGCUGAAGUUUGCCAUUCGCCGAACAGAGAACCAGAUCCUCGAGUUCAACAAGCAAAAAACACAAGAUAAGAAACGGCAGGAUGAGAAACUGCAGACUCGCAAAACCAUCGACGAAGGGAAGAGGCCGUUCUACGAAAAGAAGAGCACCAAAAAAGCCCGUGAAUUGGUCGAAAAGUAUGACAAACUCAAAGAGGAAGGAAAAAUCAGCAAACACAUCGAUAAACGUAAAAGGAAAAUUACCGCAAAAGAUAGAAAGAAGCUGGAUUUUUCUACUUGAAUUAAUAAAGUGUCAUAAAUAUGUUCAGGAACCUGAUAAA